Molecule: messenger RNA, 345 nt
Organism: Cetraspora pellucida
Lineage: Eukaryota; Fungi; Glomeromycota; Glomeromycetes; Diversisporales; Gigasporaceae
Source: the annotation of a GenBank genome assembly
AUGACUAAGGCUAUUGAGAUGGAAAAAUUUCAAAUUGUAAUUACUUUAUUACGUCAAUUGAGGCUAUUUUGCAAAAGCUUGGAUUUAAGAAAUUCUUUUCAUACUCUGCACAAUCUACGAUUAUUUUCAUAUAUUGAAGAACUUGAAUUCAUUGAAAUGCAUGAGAGUUUGGAAAAACUUUUAGACGAAUUUAAAACCCGAUUUUGGAGUCAUAUUCAGGGUAGUGAUAUUGUUGAGGAAGGAGUCUAUGUUGCGAUUAUGGUUGUCGGAAAUAUAUUGUCGGGGAAGCGGUUUAUUUCGGAAAAGUGGUUACCAAAAAAAUGUUGUUGGGAAAUUAUUGUCUAG